AUGAAUCUGAAAACGUUCUUCAAUUGGAUUUCUAAAAUUGUAUCUGAUUAUAAUCUUUUCAUGUUGGAAGAAAAUGAUUAUAAUGAUGAUACAAUUAGAGAUCCAACUAUUAUUCUUAAAAAACAAAAAUAUCAAACUUGGUUGUAUGUUGUAUUUCUCACAGUCGGUUUUUAUGUUUUGUUUUAUUCUACUUUGAACAAAUCUGAAUAUGAAACGAUGAUGAUAUCCGAUAUAACAUUUGAUAAUUAUCAUCAAUUCUAUUCGAAAUAUGGUCAAACAUUUUCAUGUCCAUGUUCACAAGUGAUAAUACCAUAUAAAACUUUUCUUUCAAACAAUGUAACAAUGCAUUCUGUUUGUUCGAGUAUUUUUGUCAAACGAGAAUGGAUUGAAGGAUUAUAUUAUAGUAAUGCAAGUUGGUAUAUGCAAUAUGAUUUUCGAAUAGUAGCCUAUUCACAAUUUGAAAUUUUAUCGAAAUUAUGUUCACUUUCGAACGAAAUUAUUUCUCAAAUUCAAUCUGAUGUUAAUAAUACUGAACUUGUUACUAUUAAUCUUCUUUCUCAAAUGCAAAUUCAAUUGGAAAUAAAUAAUACAAUCGAAUUUCAAAAAACGAAUGCAUUCGGUCGAAUAAGAUCAUUUUUAAAAUAUUGGCGAACAACAAUUCAAAGAAAUUUCUUAAUUUCAGCUCUCGGUACAAAUUGGCAAAUUUUAGCGCGAUAUUCUGAGUCAAAACCUGUUCUAACAGGAUUUUCCAAAGUAUAUUAUUUACUUAAUUCUUCUGCUGUAGUAUGUGGUAUUGAUAAUCCAAUAAUUCAAACAUUUCUUCCUUCACCAUUAAAUUAUUCGAAAUAUCUUGGCCAACAAUGGAUACGAUUAUCUGAUCAUACAAGUGUCAAUGGAUUUUUUACUGGAUGUACUCCUUUUGAAGCACUUCUUCAAAGUACAAUGGAUUGUUUAUAUGAUUUGGAAUGUAUUCUUUGGUUAUUAAACUAUUUUCCAAAUCUUAAUCAUACAAACAAAUUUCAUUGGAAUAAUUUAAUUUUAUCUUCAAAACAUGAUAAUAAGACUGUACUUGUUCAUUUUGAAAAUCUUUUCAUUGAAAAUUGGUUAUUAAAUAUGAAUUAUUCGACAUAUUUUAAUCAAUGUUCUCCAUCAACAUGUUCAUAUUCAACAAAAAUUCGAUCAAAUUUCUCUUCUGCUUUUACACUUCUCAUUAGUCUUUAUGGUGGUCUUAUCAUCAUAUUUCGUUUAAUUGUAUCAUUUUUAAUUGAUAGUUUAUUUAAAUAUAAAUAUUCUCAAAUGAAUACAAAUGAAAAUACAUUUAAACCAAUUGAAACAUUAAAACAAUUAAAUUUAUUUAAAAAUAUUAAUCAUCGAUCUGAAAAUGAUAUUCAACAACAAAGAAUUACUACUCGUAUUUAUUUAGUAUUAUUAAUAGGAUCAAUAUCUGUUCUUUGUCUUUUCAAUUCAUUAAGUACUGAAAUAGUAACAACAACUAUAUCGAAUCCAUCAUUGACAACUUAUAAAUCAUUCGAAUCUAUUUAUUCAACAACAUUGCAAUGCCCGUGUGCAAAUAAAACAAUGACUUUUGGAACGUUUCUUUCAUUUUCUCCAGUUUUUCAUCAAAUAUGUUCAAGUGGAUUCGUUACAGAUGAUUGGAUUUAUCACAUGAUGAACAAUAUCUUAGCGUCUUUCUCAAUUGAUUGGCGUGCAAAAGCAUAUCAACAAUUUCAAAUUUUAUCUGAUCUUUGUCAAUUAGCCAAUACAGUGAUCAAUGCAGCAAUGAACAAAUUUCUUUCACAAUUCUUUGUUGCUUCUUCAAUAAUGAAUGAAAUCGAUUUUAAUCAACAAUUAUAUUCAUAUAUCAAUCAAUUUUAUCAAUCGACAACGCUUAAUUUUGUUCUAAUGAAUGAUAUUAUACAACUUACUCAACGAAUUGAUCAACUUCAUGAAGAAUUCGCAAAUCAACGUGGAUCGGGUAGUUAUUUUGAAAACAUUUUAACGAUUAAUGCAAUCGAAAGAAAGGUAUAUUUUAUUCCAUAUGGUGUUGAAGACAUCAAUACAGGCUUAGUUACAUGUGUUUGUGCUAUUAAUCCCAAUUGUCAAAGGUCAGCAAUUGUUACUGAUUUCGAUCCAAUUCAGAAUACAAAUUAUUUAUAUGGAAGUUUUAUGCAUAAUAUAUCUGGUUGGAUUGAAGGUUGUCUUUCAAGUGAUUCUCUUUUACUUUCAACACUUGAAUGUUUAUAUGAAAAUUCUCAUUGUUUUCCAUUUUUAUUGAGUUAUAUAAAAAAAGCAAAUACUGAAACAUUAUCACUUCCAACAUCUUCAUUUCGUCUACGACCUCUUACUUACGAUCCAAAAGUGAACCGUUAUCCUCCUAAUACAUCAAUUUCAAUGAUUGUCAAUGAAUUGAUGCUUGAAAAAUGGAAUCCUGUUUCAUCAUAUGAAAAAUUCUAUGAAUCAUGUGCACCUGUAUAUUGUUCUUAUACGGAAAAUGUAAGAAAACAAAAUUUUUUUGGAAUAAUCAUCACAUUAGUAUCAAUGAUUGGUGGAAUUGUUCUAUCAUUGAGUAUCUUAACACCACAUCUUGUUAAAUUCGUCUCAGGAUUUUCAACAAUGUACAAAAAAGAUUCCAAUCAAACAGAACAAAUUUUAAUUCAAGUUACUUUUACUAAUCGACUAAAAAUGAAAAUAUAUCAUUUAAUUAAAUUAUUACGUACAACAUUAAGAGAAUUAAAUAUAUUUUCAUUACGUGAUUUCGGAAGUGAUAUUGAUCGAAUAUUAGCAAAACGUUAUGGUAGAUGGGCAACUCGUCUUUAUUUCAUAUUAUUUAUGAUUGGUCUCACAAUUUUAAUGUUCUAUACAGUUAUUCGACCACAUACGAUGAAAAUAAUUUUUACUAAACCCUCUUUUACUUAUUAUAAAGAUUUGAAAAAACUCUAUAAUAAUGAUUUAACAUGUCCAUGUUCAAACAUAGCAUCGAAAUAUAAUCAAUUUGUGAAUAUUCAACCAAUAUUUCAUUCGAUUUGUUUAAGUGAAUUUAUUUCGAAUGAAUGGCGAAUUGGACUUACUAAUGGUCUCGUUUCUAAUUUAUCUAUUUAUGAACGAACUGAUUAUCGUCGAUUUCUUUCUGCUCAUUUAGAAUAUCUUCAAAGAUUGUGUCAAAUUUCAAUGGAAACAGCAAAUAAUUCGAUCAAUGAAUUUCUUUCAUCACUUUUAGUUACAACUGAACUUUUAUCUGAGAAGAAUUUUAAUGAUCGUCUCAAUAAUUUAAUCGAACAAAAUAAAUUAAAUGCUCCUGUUGUAUUUUCUCAACUUCUCUUCUUUACUCAAAGUAUUAUUCAUGGAAAUGCUUUUGAAACAAUUUAUGGAACAAAUUUUGAAUAUAUAAAUAUUGAUGAAAAUGGUGAUACUUUUGUACUUGGAAAAUCUAUAAUCUAUGAUAAUAAUAAUUGUUCUUGUGGUUUAUCUUCGAAAUGUACAACACAAGCAAUUUUUAUUGAUAAAAAUUCUUCUCAAAACAUUUCUAUAAAAGGAAUGAAAAUGGGAUGUAUACCAAGUGAAUCACUUCUUGCUUCAACUCUCGAAUGUUUUUAUGAUCAAUUAUGUCUUAAUUUUAUUCAAAAUUAUACAAAUUAUCAAAAUUCAUCAAAGUCUCUUUCAAUAACAAAUUUAACUCAUUUUUCUCAAAAUACAACUAUUGAAAAACUUCGACAAAAUUUAUUUAUUGAACAAUGGUUAACAAUAAUGAAUUAUUCAUUAUAUUAUCAAAAAUGUUCACCUUUACUAUGUUUUUAUAUAAGUAUUGAACAAUUUAAUAUUUUCUAUACAAUUACUAUUAUUCUUGGUCUUCAAGGUGGUUUAACAAUUGUUCUCAAAUGGAUUUGUCCAAAAUUUAUUCAAAUUGGAUUAAAGAUUUAUUAUUAUCGAAAAAAAACGAAGUGCUUCUGUUCAUCCUAUUAA
This is a messenger RNA of Adineta ricciae, 3960 nucleotides long. The record is from the annotation of a GenBank genome assembly. NCBI's taxonomy places the organism in Eukaryota, Metazoa, Rotifera, Eurotatoria, Adinetida, Adinetidae.